AUGAAGAGUGGAAAAGAGGUCCGUAUCUUGACCCUAUUGGUCAUCGAUACCACUUUCUUCUUUAUUGAGUUGAUUUCCGGAUAUGCAGUGCAUUCUCUUGCCUUAAUUGCAGAUUCGUUCCAUAUGCUAAAUGAUAUUAUUUCAUUGGUAAUUGCCCUUUGGGCUGUUAACGUUGCUAAGAACAAGGACCCUGACGCAAAGUAUACUUACGGAUGGAAAAGGGCUGAAAUAUUAGGUGCCCUAAUCAAUUCUGUGUUUUUAGUGGCACUUUGUGUUUCCAUCUUGAUUGAGGCUAUCCAGAGAUUCUUCGAGCCUCAAGAGAUCACUAACCCAAAGCUUGUGUUGGUUGUUGGGUGUUUUGGUCUCUUGUCCAACUUUGUUGGUUUAGUUUUGUUCCACAGCGAUGGUGGUCAUGGGCAUGGCCACAGUCAUGGUGGGUUGGAUGAUGUGGAACAUGGACAUGGGGGGUCGGAUGACGAUUCCGAUGAACAUUCACACUCUCACGGUCAUGGGCACUCGCAUUUGCAUAUGAAUAACGGUUUUGACCAGGAAAGCAGCGAUUACGAACCGGAUAAUAUUGAAGAUAUGCUACCUCAUUCUGUGGUAGAAAGAACGCUAUCUCCAAAGACACACCACUUGGACUCAUCGUACGACGACGAUAAUGAGUCUACUGCAUUACUCAAUGAACAACACCUAAAUGCUAACCUCUCUAAGGGAGACAAUAAACGCAAGAAGUCCAAAAAACAAAGAUCCAUGAACAUGCACGGUGUUUUCUUACAUGUGCUUGGUGAUGCAUUGGGUAAUAUUGGUGUGAUUUCUACGGCUUUGUUUAUAUGGAAGACUAACUACUCUUGGAGAUUUUAUACUGAUCCAGCUGUCUCCUUGUUCAUUUCUAUCAUAAUCUUCUCUAGUGCUAUUCCACUAUCUAUGAAGGCGUCAAGGAUCUUGUUGCAGGCCACUCCAUCCAAUAUAUCAGCGGAUGAUGUUAAAAUGGAUAUAUUGGCCCUUCCGGGCGUUAUAUCAAUCCAUGAUUUCCACAUUUGGAAUCUUACGGAAUCAUUGUACAUCGCUUCCCUUCACGUUGAAGUAAAAUCGAAACCGGAAGAAUUUAUGCAUAUUGCUAAGGUUAUCCGUUCUAUAUUCCAUAAAUAUGGAAUUCAUUCGGCUACCGUGCAACCGGAAUUUGUUGGUCCAGAUGCUGUUACCGAUGAUAUUGCCCGCAGAUUCAGUAGAAUUGCUGGUGGCGGGGUAUAUGGCUCCACUACAAACCUAACAGGUUGUACUGUAGAUGAAACUGCACAGUGUAACACUGAAACUUGCCUUGAAUAG
This is a messenger RNA of Kluyveromyces marxianus DMKU3-1042, 1329 nucleotides long. RefSeq names its product cation diffusion facilitator family transporter (gene ZRC1). Bases 1 to 1329 code for a protein of 442 amino acids. Gene Ontology annotation, molecular function: zinc ion transmembrane transporter activity. Gene Ontology annotation, cellular component: fungal-type vacuole membrane. Lineage: Eukaryota; Fungi; Ascomycota; Saccharomycetes; Saccharomycetales; Saccharomycetaceae. Gene Ontology annotation, biological process: zinc ion transmembrane transport; intracellular zinc ion homeostasis. The record is from RefSeq and is a predicted model, not a curated record. The transcript has a single exon.